Molecule: messenger RNA, 1832 nt
Organism: Culicoides brevitarsis
Lineage: Eukaryota; Metazoa; Arthropoda; Insecta; Diptera; Ceratopogonidae
Product: prion-like-(Q/N-rich) domain-bearing protein 25
Exons: 6
Coding region: 685-1644 (319 amino acids)
Source: RefSeq, a predicted model, not a curated record
UUAUAUUUACUUAAUAUGUACUCCAUAUAUCACAAUUGAGUAAACGAGUGAAGCCAAAUCUAUUAUGAAUAUGAUAUUUAUUGAAUAUCACGUAUAAAAUACUGCGACGUACCUAUAGAUGAACCAUUAAGUACAUUCAAGUACAACGAACAAAAAAAUAGUCCAAAAUACCUAUAGGAACAAUACUAAAUGACGAUGAUGUAUUUAUUUACAUUUUGCCAUUCAGACUAGUAGUAAACCCAACUCGUUCAACUAUGAACUCUUAGUUUAGCUAGUACAGGCGACGAAACACUAACAAAAUUGGAAAACAUCUUCUUUUAAAAAUUUCUUUAAUUCGGACAGUAUUUAAACAAUUAAAAUUAAUUUUUAUCCGAGUUUUGAUCAAAAUUAAAUUUGGUGCCGUUAUUUAUACAGAAAAAAAAAUUGUGUUUGUCUCGUAAUUUGAAUCUUCAGUGUUUUUAGAGGUCAACGAUAUCAAAUGAAAAUAAUAAUAAAAGAAAAGAAAUGAAAAUAUAAAAUUUGGAGAAAUUUGUGAAUUAUUUACAGUUAUACAAUAAAUUACGCAUUAUAAGAAACGAUAAAGUGCGUAAAACAAAAAUGGCAAUAUUGAAAAGAUAAAAAAAAUCGUAAAAAGAAGAUGAUUGACUUAUACUUAUAUUUGAAGAACAAAAGAAAACAGUUGUAAUGUGCGGAACACAUCUACAAAUAGCUGUUUUUUUAGUUUUUGUCUUGCAACAGUUUACUUGUCAAAUAAUAACGAAUGAUGGAGUAAUCAUCCAAAGUAACAGAAAAACGGCCAAUACGUGUAUCACCAAUGCAAAUUGUACGUCAAAUGCGUUUUGUGAAUUUGGACAAUGUAUUUGUCAAGAAGGUUUUUUCAUUGUUGAAGAAAAUAGAUUAAAAACAUGCCACAAAGUUGCCACAAAAAUCGGAGAGCCAUGCGUUCAUCGCGAAGCUUGUCAAAUAUCGUUUGGAACGGAAGCUGAUUGCAUAAAUAGCACAUGCAGGUGCAAACCAAAUAGUCAUUUCGAUGGAGGUACUUGUUACAAAAAUGCAUUGAUUGGCGAAUACUGCAAAGUAUCCUCCAACUGUCUUGGCAAUGACACUGUUUGUCGUUCCGGAAGGUGUCAAUGUCCUUUUUCAAGUCAUACAAAUGCAAACCGGACUUCUUGUCACAAAACAACGUAUUUGGGAGAGCCGUGCUCGAUGAACGAAGAAUGCAUUACGGAAAAUUCGAUGUGCUUUGAAACUUGUAUUUGCCGCGCGGGAUACAUUAUGAAUUUGGAGAAAAACGGGUGUCUUAAAAUUGCGUCUAAAUUAUACGAUAGCUGUAAUAUUGAUGACCAAUGCCUUACAACAAUUGGAUGUUCAAAAUGUGACGAAAAUAAUACUUGUGUUUGUGCAAAAGGGUAUCAUGAUGUGAAUUAUAAAUGCGUUUCAUCGACAUUGCUUGGAUUUCGAUGUGAUCGUUCGGAAAAUUGUAUAACGCCCAACGCGGAAUGCAAAUUUGGUAUUUGUGCUUGCAAAGAAGGUUUCAAAAAAUUCCAUGGACAGUGUUCAUCCUCACCAAAUAAAAAUAUGCAAUUUUUGUAUAUUUUACUAUUAGUUCCGAUUAGAUUUUACUUAGAGUCUUUUUAUACUUAAAACAUGUACCAGUAAUUUUUAUAUUUGAUUUUAGAUGCCGACUAACCAAAUAUUUCGUAUACAAACAGUGCAUUAAAUAUUUUAGAUUUAAGUUAUUUAUUUAUUGUAAAAAAAUGAUUUUAUUUUUGAAUUUUUAAUUGAAUUUUUUUUUAAAUUUUAGAGUCAAAUAAGAGAAAUAAACGCAAAAA